Messenger RNA from Desarmillaria tabescens, 1015 nucleotides. RefSeq lists its product as uncharacterized. Bases 181 to 705 code for a protein of 174 amino acids. NCBI's taxonomy places the organism in Eukaryota, Fungi, Basidiomycota, Agaricomycetes, Agaricales, Physalacriaceae. The transcript is spliced from 7 exons. The record is from RefSeq and is a predicted model, not a curated record.
UGAGUUGGGUCGAGUAUGAGCUGUAUUCUCAAUAUACCCAACGGCGACUCCCUCACAGUUAUCAGCAAAUCUCGGUCCGUCGGACGAGCCAUGGUAGCCAUUAUCAUACUCCUCUACAUUACUACGACCAUCGGGAUCGGUGUCACGGCCGUUAUGGGCACUGUCCUUGCAGACUGCACCAUGAUUUGGCGUUGCUGGAUGGUUUGGGGGCGACGUUGGCUCGUCGUUCCAUUUCCGAUCCUUUGUCUUGCUUCUCUGGAGAGUUUCAAAAUCUUUGAUAUCACCGGAGAUUCCCCCUCCUGGGAUCCAUUCGACAAUCCCGUAGUGAUUUACAUAUCCUGCAUUAUUGCUACGACUCUAUGGUGCACCGUUUCAUUAAGAGAGGGUGGUGGGCUUGGAGAGUAUCGCCAUGUCAUUGAAGUCUUCAUUGAGUCCUCGGCUCUCUACACUCUGACUUUGAUCAUAUACAUCAUCUUGAAAGCGAUUUAUAACUGGACGAGCGGUUACUUUGACAUUCUUGCUGAAAUCACAACAGGAAUUGCUCCAACUCUUCUCGCCGGACGUGUAGCAGCAGGUCAUGCUCAUAGCGCCCAGGAGAAUUCCAUGGCAAACUAUAUUCUCGACAACGACCAAGACGCUCAUCCAGACCGAGUAGACGAGCUCGAGAUCGGCACUGAAAGAGCAUUUAAUGGGCUAAUAGAGUGAUGCGGGUUACGUUCGGUUUUUCUUUCUAGCACCGUUUCGAGCCGUCUUAUUUGCGUGGCAAAUCAUACUCCCCUAUCUGGUUUACUAGCUCUUCCAACUUCUUCUCGUUAUCCCGCCUAGCUCUAAUGAUUUUUAUUACCAGACCGUUCGUAUUUUGUGGAAGGCAAUGUCGAAACAGAGGUGGAAUAAACUUGGACAUAUAAACUUGGCUAUGAUUAGGACUCUGAUAUUCCAGUAGCGUUGCAUACUGAUCAAACGCUUCCUUGAGUAUAUAGGUAUCUGAUAGACACCGUAUGCAUGGAAUUCCCUC